Molecule: messenger RNA, 1843 nt
Organism: Meleagris gallopavo (turkey)
Lineage: Eukaryota; Metazoa; Chordata; Aves; Galliformes; Phasianidae
Gene: WNT7A
Product: Wnt family member 7A
Biological process (GO): neuron differentiation; canonical Wnt signaling pathway; multicellular organism development
Cellular component (GO): extracellular region
Molecular function (GO): frizzled binding; cytokine activity
Source: RefSeq, a predicted model, not a curated record
GCAGCGCCGCGGGCAUCAUUUCGCGGGCAUCAUUUCGUUGGGCUGAGACACGGCAAGCAAGGAAUAUGAACAGGAAAACAAGGCGCUGGAUUUUCCACAUCUUCCUGAGCCUGGGGAUUGUGUAUAUCAAGAUCGGGGGUUUUUCCUCUGUGGUGGCCCUGGGAGCCAGCAUCAUCUGCAACAAGAUCCCGGGUCUCGCCCCCCGGCAGCGGGCGAUCUGCCAGAGCAGGCCCGACGCUAUUAUCGUCAUCGGGGAAGGGUCCCAGAUGGGCAUCAACGAGUGCCAGUUCCAGUUUCGCAAUGGGCGCUGGAACUGCUCUGCCCUGGGAGAGAGGACCGUCUUCGGGAAGGAGCUGAAAGUGGGUAGCAGAGAAGCGGCGUUCACCUAUGCCAUCAUUGCUGCCGGAGUAGCCCACGCCAUCACGGCUGCCUGCACACAGGGAAACCUGAGCGACUGCGGCUGUGACAAAGAGAAACAGGGACAGUACCACAAGGAGGAAGGAUGGAAAUGGGGCGGCUGCUCUGCCGACAUCAGAUACGGAAUAGGAUUCGCCAAAGUGUUUGUGGAUGCCCGGGAGAUUAAGCAGAACGCGCGGACACUGAUGAACCUGCACAACAACGAGGCUGGGCGCAAGAUUCUGGAAGAGAACAUGAAGCUGGAGUGCAAAUGCCAUGGGGUCUCGGGAUCCUGUACCACUAAAACAUGCUGGACAACUCUGCCGAAAUUCCGGGAGCUGGGCUACAUCCUUAAGGACAAAUACAACGAAGCAGUUCAAGUGGAACCAGUGAGGGCAAGUCGCAACAAGCGUCCAACCUUCCUCAAAAUAAAGAAGCCACUUUCGUAUCGCAAACCCAUGGAUACAGAUUUAGUGUACAUAGAAAAAUCUCCCAAUUAUUGUGAAGAAGACCCCGUCACGGGCAGCGUGGGAACGCAGGGGAGGAUGUGCAACAAGACGGCCCAGCAGUCCAAUGGCUGCGACCUGAUGUGCUGCGGUCGAGGUUACAACACACACCAGUACUCGAGAGUGUGGCAGUGCAACUGCAAAUUUCAUUGGUGCUGCUAUGUUAAAUGUAACACAUGCAGUGAAAGAACAGAAGUAUAUACCUGUAAGUGAGUCCGUGGCUGGACAGGCUGACCGCGUCCCUGCCAGGAGUACAUUUGCACAUGCGCUCAACAAACCUACACAAGACUGUAGCGAAGACCUGCUCUCCCAGAAGAAAUGCUGAUGAAUGGAUCCCUGUCUUUUCUUCUCACGUUUGUGGAUACAUAUUUCAGACUCUUAACAAAAGUCAGCCAGGAAACAAAUAAUAAAACCUCAAACUCCACUAAGCACCCUGCCACAUGAAACAGAGAGAUCACUUCAAUUUAUCUGCGCUUCUAUAGCAAAAAAGCAGUGACUGCCUUGUGAAGAGACACCAGAGAAAAUUUUCUGACCACGGCAAUGAACUCUUGGUUUGGAAAAAAAGAUGAAAAAAAUAUGUAGAAGGAGCAGGGAGAGUGGGGGACAAACCCUCAGACACGGGCUUUGCAGAGGAGGCGAUGGACAGUGCCCCGCUGUGACUUGCCCAUGUGAGUGUGAGGGUGAUACAGAUGUAGGCUCCUACACGUGUGAAAAGCUUCUGCUGGUCUUGCCCAUCUUUCCACUUCAUAACAUUUGCUACAGCGAGUAGAACUGUUGAAAUUUUCUGUAGACACUGCUUUAUCUGCCUUUUGUGUGCGUGUGCGUGCUGCAGAUUUAGCACAGGGAUUUGGGACACUUGGGACAUAAUAAUAGCAAUAUUUAACAAUUUAUUCAGAUAAAACUAAUAUUAAUUUAUUUAAUUAAAAAGAACUCUACCGACA